This is a messenger RNA of Micropterus dolomieu (smallmouth bass), 2645 nucleotides long. RefSeq names its product beta-amyrin 28-monooxygenase-like. Gene Ontology annotation, biological process: sterol metabolic process. The record is from RefSeq and is a predicted model, not a curated record. The coding region runs from base 487 to 1620 and encodes 377 amino acids. NCBI's taxonomy places the organism in Eukaryota, Metazoa, Chordata, Actinopteri, Centrarchiformes, Centrarchidae. Gene Ontology annotation, molecular function: iron ion binding; oxidoreductase activity, acting on paired donors, with incorporation or reduction of molecular oxygen; monooxygenase activity. The transcript has 14 exons.
AAUGAAUCUAUGAAAAAUUCUCGGGAGUCAACCAGAGACACCAUACUCUUGGCCCCUGCCACUCCAAGUGUGUGUGUUCGCCGUGAAAGACCAACCAAGUCUCCUUCCUGGCAGUUUGAGGACAGGCAAAGCUGUCAGAAAUGACGUCGCUAAAGUGACACUAGAUGAGGAAUACUCUCGCCAAAUCGACACUCAAAUCACUCACCACUUGAGAUUUGUACCUGUUUCGUGCAGCUACAGGAGCUGGGGCCCACGUAAGAGAGUGACCUCAGAAUGACAAAAUCAACUAACAACUAAGUAGUGAAAUAUCAGAUCAGCACUACAUCAGACCAAAGUUUUUGAUGCCUUUCUCGUGUUGGAUGUCGAGGGAAAUCCAGACAGCCUAAAUCUACAGCUGGAUGAUAACCGCGUGCUUCAAAAAGAGGAAGCGCUGGAGAAGCCUGUUGAGAGAAGUCUAAUUUGUUUCUGAAGGAUCCAACUGACCUGAUGACCAACAUUUAUGGGGACACCGUUGUCACCACUAACGGUGAGGAGGCAUGUCUCCUCCGUCUGUCUCUCACCAGCCUGUUCACAGGAAGUUGUCUGGAAUCAUCAAGUGAUUAUAUCACCAGUGUAUGUGAGCGCUGUCUAAAGGACCUCUCUCUCAGUGGCCAGCCAGAGUGUGUAUACUCUGCCUUUAAGCGUCUGGGGACAGAAUUGGUAUUGGGCAUUUUUCUGAACGUAAGAGCAGAGGAGCAGCCUGAACUUUACCAGGACAUUGUGCAGCUUUGUACACAGCACUGGCAUGGUCUGAUCUCUGCUCCGGUGAACGUGAAGGUUCCUCUGUGGUCUUCAGGUUUCUCUACCGCUCUGGACGCCAGAGACAAACUGGUGGACAUCAUCAAAGACAAACUGGAGAAUGACACACAGGGUUUUGUCGGCUCACUUGGUUCCUUGCCGCUUCCCGACUCCAGCUCUGCCUCCCAGCAUCUCCUGCUGUUCAUCUCAGCACUGAUCCCCAAAGCCCUGGCGUCGCUGCUCACCUCCUUCACACUGGCACUUGGUGGAAACGGACAGAUGCGCCGGCAAGCGAUGGAAGACCCUGAUUACCUGCACAGAGUCCUGCUGGAGGUGCAGAGACUUUGGCCUCCUUUCAUUGGUGGACGCAGAAUAGCUAAUCAGGACUCCACUCUCGCAGGGUUUAAUGUCCCAAAGGAUUAUGGCGUGAUCUAUAUCAGCCACUCUGUACACCGUGACCCAGAGGUGUUCCAGCAGCCGGACCACUUCCUCCCGGAAAGAUGGAGCGGAAGCACAGAGAGACGGAAACCCCCCCAGCUGAAGACGAGCUGUGGUUGCUGGUGUCCCUCACGCUCUCUCGGUUACCUGCUCUGGAAUGCAGGCCAGGAGCACUUCCUAUGUUCCUUCGGCAGCGGGCCCAGAAGCUGUAUUGGAGUUAAACUUACCGAUGUCUUCCUUAAGGAAGCAUGCAUGUACCUGUUAAAGCACUACGACUGGUGUUUGGACCCUCCAUCGCAGGACCUCGGGUACAAAUGGCUGCCUGUGUCUCGCCCUGCCAACCCCCCCACCAUCUCCUUCACCCUACUAGAUCAGACCAGAUAUGACAGGAGCCACACCAGCUAGGGAUGCACAGUAUGUUUAGUAAUGUACGUGCCGGAAUUGGAGAAAAAACAACAACAUACAAGUGCUAAAAUCUGUAGCUAGAGGCCCCAAAAGCCUGUCUGGAAUGCACAAAAAAUUAAAUGAGAAAAAUAUGUGAACACACACAGAGGGAAGCCAGCAAACUGUGAGGCUUUCCCCUGCUGCGUAUAAUACAGUAAUCAUCCUGGGGAAAGCCGAGGAGUGUGAUGGUUUCAUUCUGUGUUCCUCAGCCAGAUAUUCUGCAGCUUUGCUUGAUGAAUCUGCAACGGAAGGCAAAAUAAAUUACUCAUAAUUAUUCUUCCAUUGUUGAAUUUGACACUAGACUAGACAGACAUUUUUUGACAGUUUUUUAAUGAGUCAUCUAUCUACAGUUUAAAAAGAUUCACCAUGAAACUGUCUGGAUCACCGAGCCUGUUUUAUACAUCAGACAUUGCUUCCUUUGUUCCUCCGUUGUGAACAGAUAUUGAAAAUACCUCCAAAACUGCAGCUUUGAUAUAGGUAGAAAUUGCAUUUUAUUUUCCCACACUGCAGUAUCAAUAUUUAAACCAAAUGAAUCCAAGGGAACACACACACACACACACACACACACACACACACACACACACACAGAGAGGUAAGCCCUCAGAUACCAUCACUAACUGCAAACCUGUCUACCCUCCCCCUUCCAAUACCUAGCAACCACCACUGCUUAGCAACAGUUCGUCAUACCGACACUGUCUUACUUCCUUUUAGUAUGCAAGACACACACACACACACACACACACACUAACCUGGUUAUUUUUGAAAGCAGUUGGCAGUGAUGCGCACACAAUCUGAAUCUCAUGUAAAUGAAGCCUGAAGGCGUUUCAGAGCACACGCCUACAUUUUAAAUAACCGUAACACCUGAAUCAAAAACCAAACUAGGCUCAUUCUGUGUCUGUUGCAUUGAUAAAAAUUUGUCGUAACUUCUUAUUUGUAAAUAUUCAAGUGUCGCUAUGUAUUAUAUUAUAAAAUGUUUAUGGUUGCAA